AUGGCUUCAAGGUUGAUUGCUACAAGUCUUACAUCAACAGUUAAACUUAAUGAUGGUGUAAUUAUGCCCUUAUUUGGACUUGGAGUUUAUCAAGUUGAUAAUAAUUGUCCAGAUGUAGUUGCUGCAGCUAUUAAUCAAGGUUAUCAAUUAAUUGAUACAGCUGAAUUCUAUGCAAAUGAAGAUGGUGUUGGUAAUGGAAUAAAACAAAGUGGAAAAAAACGUGAAGAUAUUUUUAUCGUUUCAAAAUGGUGGCCAUCGUCUGAAGGAGCAAAAGGUGUAAUCAAAACUCUUGAUACCUGUUUACAAAGUCUUCAGUCGAGCUAUGUUGAUUUAUAUCUUCUUCAUGCACCACAAGGUCGCCAUUGUGCUGAAGCUUAUCGAGCAUUAAUUGAAGCAAAAAAGCAAGGAAAGAUAAGAUCUUUAGGCGUUUCGAAUUUUGGUGUAGUCCAUUUAAAAGCUUUGGCUAAAUUAGGUCUUGAGAAACCAUCAGUUAAUCAAAUUGAACUUCAUCCAUGGCAACAGAAAGAAGAUAUUGUUAAUUAUUGUCGUGAACAUAAUAUUGUUGUAAUGGGCUAUUCGCCGUUGGCCAAAGGUCAAAAAAUUCAAGAUAAAACUAUCGGUGGUAUUGCAAACAAACUAUCAAAAACUCCUGCACAAGUAUUAAUUCGUUGGUCUGUUCAACAUGGAUUUAUAACGAUUCCUAAGACAUCGCAAAAGUCAAGACUUCAAUCAAACGCAGAUGUAUUUGACUGGUCAAUUCCCGAUGAAGAUAUGAAAGUAUUGGAUGCACUUGGUAAUACUCCGUGGUCAUGUACAUGGGAUCCAACACAUAAUAGUUUAAAAGAAGCUGGUCUCGAAUGA
Molecule: messenger RNA, 861 nt
Organism: Rotaria socialis
Lineage: Eukaryota; Metazoa; Rotifera; Eurotatoria; Philodinida; Philodinidae
Source: the annotation of a GenBank genome assembly